AUGAGACGGCCACUUCUUACUCAACCUGCUCUGCUCAGCAGCAGCAGCCGCACUGGCCUACGCCUUCAGAUUCGCUGCUCGACCUGGCCGCUGCACCGCCGAUUCAGCAGCCUCCUCCCACCGUCAUCGUCAUCGGUAGUUCCCACAGCGCCUUACGACAUCCUCUUUUGCGGUACAGACACCUUCGCCUCUGCCUCUCUCUCCGCACUUCUUUCCCACCGAUUGUUGCUGUGCUCGUCGCUGCACGUGCUGACGCCUGCCGAUGUAGCGCAGAAAUGGGGGGCCAGCCGGAUGAAGGUCUCGCCUGUCAAGAGGGUUGCGCUGGAACACGGGCUACCGCAUCAAGACGUGCCCUCCUCUGGAAUGACUGACUACAUCCCGCCACGAGGCCUGGUGAGCGACAACCCGAAAGCAAUACUGCUUACAUGUUCGUUCGGUCACUUGAUACCGGACGCGCUGCUGGAUGCGUUCCCGAACCCGUGGCAACGCAUCAACAUUCAUCCGUCGCUUCUGCCGCAGUUGAGGGGCGCGGCUCCGAUACAGUGGGCACUGACCAGGAGGAUGACAACGUCAGGAGUGAGCAUUCAGACGCUCGAAAAGGGCAAGUUUGACACAGGGAGGAUCGUCAGCCAGCAAGAGUUUGCCUUUCCACCGCCGAUACCCCAAGCGCGUGCAGCCGGGUUCUUGCAAGUUGAACAGGCCAUGGCACAAAGAGCGGCGGACCUGCUUAUUCGCACACUUCAACACCUUCCAGAACGCUGGGCCAACAGCUGGGAUCAAGACGAAACGCAAAAGACCUAUGCACCCAAACUCAAAGCGCAACAUAGCCUCAUCAAGUGGCACAAGUGGUCCGCAGCCGACAUUGUUGCCCGCGAACAAGGAUUCGCAUACCUCUAUCCCUUGACUACCACCCUCCACCCACCCACAUCAACCUCAUCCUCGCCCUUCCGCCCUGUCAGCAUCACCUUCUCCGACACCUCGACCCUCACCCACUCCACACUGCGCUCGCAAGACCCUGCCAUUGCAGCCGCUUUUCUGUCGUCCGCUGUUCCUGCCGGGUCGGCCGGCUAUUCGCUACCGCUCAACGCUCUCGUCGUCAAGACUCAGGGCGAGGAGGCGUUGGCAGUGCAGACGGUCAAAGUCGCGAGUAAGAAGGCCAAGACGGCUCAGGAAUGGUACAGAGCCUACCGAGACCGCGCUGACCCUGCGAGUGGUCUGUUACGCUUCCAGUAA
Messenger RNA from Sporisorium graminicola, 1233 nucleotides. RefSeq lists its product as uncharacterized. Gene Ontology annotation, molecular function: methionyl-tRNA formyltransferase activity. The coding region runs from base 1 to 1233 and encodes 410 amino acids. Gene Ontology annotation, biological process: biosynthetic process; conversion of methionyl-tRNA to N-formyl-methionyl-tRNA. The transcript has a single exon. The record is from RefSeq and is a predicted model, not a curated record. Gene Ontology annotation, cellular component: mitochondrion. NCBI's taxonomy places the organism in Eukaryota, Fungi, Basidiomycota, Ustilaginomycetes, Ustilaginales, Ustilaginaceae.